Messenger RNA from Argiope bruennichi, 2261 nucleotides. Its product is annotated as calcium and integrin-binding protein 1-like. Gene Ontology annotation, molecular function: calcium ion binding. NCBI's taxonomy places the organism in Eukaryota, Metazoa, Arthropoda, Arachnida, Araneae, Araneidae. The record is from RefSeq and is a predicted model, not a curated record. The transcript has 8 exons. The coding region runs from base 237 to 797 and encodes 186 amino acids.
GGUAAAAUGUGACUUAUUUUAGUUUGUUUUGAAUUUUGUUUUCCGCGUUUCGGUAAAAAUAUAAUUAUAGACAAGAAUCUUUUAAAGAAGUGUGUUUUUAAAAUGUUGAUUCUUGUUACAAAUAAUGUGAAUCUCUAGACUUUUCAAAGAGGUUUUCUUUCCUUCCUUCAAUCUGCUACAUUCUUUGACGCGGUUAACACAACACUCUAAAAAGAUAUUUGGAUGCUGUUUUUUCUAUGGGGCAAAAGCAAAGCAUUUUACCUGAAGAGAAAAUAAGAGAGUAUGAGAUUUUGACAUACCUUACAGAAAGGGAAAUAAUCAAAGCUUAUGAAAAGUUUUGCAGCAUGAACCCUGAUGUGAAUCCAGAGUCUUUAAACCCAGCAAUAUCUCUUGAGAGACUUGAUGAUUUACCUGAAUUAAAAGUAAAUCCUUUUAAAGAUCGAAUGAUCUGGGUAUUCACAGAUCCAGUGUCUAGAUGCAUGACAUUUGAAGAUUAUUUAGAUAUGAUGUCUGUUUUCAGUGAAAGAGCUCCUUUAUCAUUGAAAGCGGAAUACGCAUUUAAGAUAUAUGAUUUUGAUGAUGAUGAUCUGUUAUCAAGGAGUGAUCUCAAAGAAAUAUUAAAUCGUUUAAAAGUCAUAGAAAAUCAUUUACUGGAACCUCAAGACUGGGAAGAAAUUCUAGAUUAUGUAAUGGAAGAUGGAGACAUUGACGAAGAUGGAUUCAUUGCUUUUACUGAGUUCUGUCACAUAAUGCAAAGAGUCGCUGACUUUGCAAGUACCUUUGUUAUCCGAUUAUGAGAUAUGUUGAAGAGCAGAUGAGAAAGAGCCUGUGUGCCUUAUUUUUUGCUUAUUCAUUAUUAAAUGAUAUAGCUAGUAGUUGUGAAGAUACUCGAUUGGAAGGGGAGAAAUAGUAUAAAUGCAAUUUUAUAAAGGAACUCAAUUACAUAACUUAACUGAUGAGUGGUAUUUGAAAGUUAAGUGUAUUAUGUCUUACUUUUUAUAGUGUCCUUUAUCAUUUUUUAAAACUCUUGUGUUAAACUCUGUUAAUUUUUUUAAGCUUCAGUAAAAUUUGUCAUAUUUUAUUUCUAUAAAAUAUGUUUUAUAAGUAUUGAAGGCAUUCUAAUUUUUAUGCCCUAGAGCUUCACUGAGAUGAAAAAUCAAUUUUUAGAAAUUUAUUUCAUCUUGCGAAUUUCUGCAUAUAUUUUUCUGAUACAAAUUUCUUUAUAAAAUAUUAUUCUAUUAUUUCUUUACAGUGUAUGCCUUCCUCUUGUUUGCUCUUAUAUUGAUUGCUACAAAGUAUUUUUAUAUUCAUAAAUAGUAUAAUAUAUGUAUGUUAGUAGAAUUCAUUGCUAAGAGCUAAACUUUUCAUGUGAUGACAGGACUAAUUCAGGUAUAUAUAUAAUGAAAUGCCCAAGAAAAUUUGUAUAUAAUAAAUACACUUAAUUACAUUUAAUACUUGAUUGUAGCAUCUAUUUAUUAAUUAGAUGGUAUUUUGAUAUGAUGAUUAUCUUUAGAUUAUACUUAUUUAUUGAAAAAUGUUUUCAGCUGAAUAAUGGUUGUGCUAAAAUACUUUUGACAAUCAUUUUACUGUUUAAUUGUUGCAUAUGUAUUAACUUUGUAAACAGUUUUUUUUUAAUAUUACAUUCGCUUACAGAAUAUUUUUGAUAUUUAUUGCUCGAAGGAAAUUACCUUUUUAGUGUUAUCCAGAAAUCUUUUGACAAUCGUAUUGCUGUCACAUGACGCUAUUUCCCUCUCUUCUUUCUAGUAAUAUCAUUACACAGUAUUGUGAGUGGUUGUAAAGCAUGUGGACUAAUCUACCAUGCUCCAUAAUGUUGUGAAUAUUUGUUGCUUUUACAAAUCAGGGGUUUUAACUGUUUUGUUUAUAGUUUUUAACUAGUAUUUAUUUGUGAGAUCUUUUAAGGAUUAAAUGUUUACAUUAUAUUUAUAUGUUUAUUUAUUAUUAUUUGCUUUUAAACUCUAUAUUUAUUGAAAUAUAUCUUCCUAUUUUCUUGUAUCGAUAAAAUUUGAGAGAAUUUUACUUGUAGCACAUUAAAUCUUAUCUUCAUUUAUUUUUAUAAAUUUAAACAUGUAGUUUGUCUGUUAAGGGAUGUACAAGAUAUUCGAUUUCUUAAAUUUAGUAUGUAAAAAUGUGUACUUCAAACAUCUAUAAACUUUUUGCUUUUAAUAUUUGCCAUAGAUAAAUUUAUGUUUCUUUAUUUUAAUUUCAUUUUUCACCAAUUCAAAGUUUUUUUCUUAAAAAUC